AUGAAGUACUUCGGUGCCACCCUCGCUGCCCUCGCCCUCUUCGCCGUCGGCGCCAACGCCCAGGCUGUCGACCCCGACAGCGUUAGCAAGGACAUCCUCAAGUGCCUGAUCUCCUCGGAGAAGACUGCCGGCUGCCCCAACCCUGUCGACUUCUCGUGCAUCUGCACUGGCUCGCAGGCCGGUGCCUUCCUUACUGCGGCUUCCCAGUGCCCGGCCAUUGCCGCCGACCUCUCGAACUCGCUCCACCUCAAGGACCAGCUUUGUGCUUCCGGUCUUGUCGCUCUCCCGACUACCGGUGGUCCCGUCGACGCCACUGCCACCGCCGCCCAGUACCCCGACGCCUACAAGUGUGUGAUUGACGCCGCCAACGCCGUCGGCUGCCCCGACCUCAACACUGCCCAGAGCUGUGUCUGCACCGACAAGCAGGGCGAGUUCCUCUACAACGUCGCCCCCUGCUUCCUCGGCACCUCGGUCAAGGUCUCGGUCGGUCUCGGCCUCGCCCAAGACCUCUGCAAGUACGGUGUCAAGAACCUCCCCGGUGGCGGUGGCGCCUCCUCUUCGGCCCCCCCUGCCAGCUCGGCCCCCCCUGCUAGCUCCGGCGGCCCCGCCCCCACCACUGGUGGCCCUGCUCCCACCACCGGCGGCCCUGCCCCCACCACUGGCGGCCCCGCCCCCACCACUGGCGGCCCUGCCCCCACCACCGGUGCCCCCGCCUCGAGCGGCGGCGCCAACCCCACCUGCAAGCCCAAGCCCAAGCGCCGCCGCCUUGCUGGUGCCCUCUAA
Messenger RNA from Vanrija pseudolonga, 783 nucleotides. RefSeq lists its product as uncharacterized. The coding region runs from base 1 to 783 and encodes 260 amino acids. Lineage: Eukaryota; Fungi; Basidiomycota; Tremellomycetes; Trichosporonales; Trichosporonaceae. The record is from RefSeq and is a predicted model, not a curated record. The transcript has 2 exons.